GUCACCGUCCCCCGUUCCAGGAUCUGAUGAGCGCCUUCUUUGUCCUACGCUUUCUGUAGAAGGCUUGAAACAGAGGUAAGUACUUACCUAGUCGGCACUACAGCGCUCCUGAAUCGACCACUGUAAGCGAUCAUCAACCAAGUCUUCUACUUUCUGAUGAUCUGAGCUCUAGGCCGAUGAUGCGAGACUUGGGAUUGCGUCGAUCACCGAAUCCUCCCCAUUUCCUCCCAUAUCAUGGGUGCUUGUUCUUCCCGCCGAGUCACACUCCGCUGACGAGUCUGUGCAAAUAGCGCCAAAGUCGAUGAAGCCCCUUCUGAAUGUCUGCCAUAGGUAAUGCAGCCGUCAGCAUUGGUUCAACUCGCCAUAGUGUAAGCCUGUCCGUCCUAUUACUCACCCAGACCCCCCCAAAACCAACAUGCAGACUACGGUUGAAGCGUAGAGGUUUGCUUUUCCACUUUCCGCGAUGCGAACGUUCCACCAACGUAGGAGGGGAGGAAAGCUGCCUGGCCAUGGUUGGUUACCACCUGAAUAUGAAGGCCGUCAGUACCUGGUACUCGGUUCGCCUCUACAUGCCUGCCAACACUGGCGGAGACAAGAAGAAAGGAAGGGGUGAUUACCUCAAAGCCGGCAAACCGAUCAACACCAUCAUCCCCAUAGCAUGCUUGCAUCUCAACGAUACGCUCACCGCCUGGACCAUCAAUUGGAAACUCGAACUUCUCUGUCAGCUUGGACGACAGUGUCGCCGACGUCAAAGCCGCGUCCGAGUAGCCGAAACGGAGCGGACUCUGGCCUGCCGCGCGAGAUAUUUCAAUGGCGAGCACAAUUGGAAUGGAUUCAUCGCUUUCAUCAACCCAGACGGUGGCACCGAGAACGUGCUGCAACUCUUGACCUCGGACACCUCCGAAUAUCAGGGUCGACAAGGGCAAAUCCUGGUCAGGAUCUGAUUUCAGUAUGCGCUUGGUCCCUAGGAAUGUGAGGUGUGGCCCGGGAAAGUCAGGGUGCCAGAGGGUUGUGUGGUCGAAUCCCUCGGGCCCCGCUUGAUCUGUGUGACUCGGUCGUCCGUUUGAGAUGGAUAAGGACCGUAGCUCAAGGGCCUAGAGUCGAAAGGAUGUGGUUAGAUCAGGCAAAGUGAGCAUUGGGAACUACCCAGAGGAGAGACUGACGUCGAAGCCACCUUUCAAAUGUUUAACAACAACUUGCCCUCGUAGGACAAGUCUUUUCUUCGGAAUACCAUG
Parathielavia appendiculata is the source of this 1235-nucleotide messenger RNA. RefSeq lists its product as uncharacterized. The coding region runs from base 318 to 944 and encodes 208 amino acids. The record is from RefSeq and is a predicted model, not a curated record. NCBI's taxonomy places the organism in Eukaryota, Fungi, Ascomycota, Sordariomycetes, Sordariales, Chaetomiaceae. The transcript has a single exon.